Messenger RNA from Colletotrichum abscissum, 762 nucleotides. RefSeq lists its product as uncharacterized. NCBI's taxonomy places the organism in Eukaryota, Fungi, Ascomycota, Sordariomycetes, Glomerellales, Glomerellaceae. The record is from RefSeq and is a predicted model, not a curated record. The transcript has 3 exons. Bases 1 to 762 code for a protein of 253 amino acids.
AUGCCUCGCCCCAAAGUCCCCGAGAGCCAGCGUCAGCGUGCUGCUGAGGCCUGCCCGGAAGAGCCUGAAGCUCUGGGAGACUUCAUCGAAGCCAACCGAAUGGCCGUUGCCAAGAUCCAUGUAUCUUGUCUGUAUUAUUUUGCUGUCACACUAGCAACUCGGCCGAUAUUCAUCUCCUCCCUCAACAGCCAAGCAGGAAACAAGAUUCAUCACCCGCCGCUAGCCGCGGCGUGCAUCGAAGCUGCCGUGUAUCUGGCACAAACUUGUGCUGACGCUCGAAAGGCUGGGCUACUCGAGAGAAGCAUGUGUAUCCUGAAAGCUUUAGUAUUCUCUGCAGGACUCAUUCUCGGAGUGGAGUGCUUCGCAAAGGUCAGCAUCGAUCUCGAGACCGAUAGAGCAUUUCAAGGAGCCAUGGACGUUUUAAAAUUUCUUGCUGGCCAAAGCCCCCAGGCCGCACAUUACCUGGAAAUAUUGAUGUCGUUGGCUACCGCCAUCACAGAGCGUCGCUCAAAGUUGAAUAAUGCUGGAGGCAGUCGUUACGUCUCAAGGCUCUUCAGCUUGGAGAGCCUAAGCAGUGUCAGCGAUGGCAACCCGGAGGGACAUACGGAGGAGGAGCCAUCCUGGGCCUCAACUCGGGCUGUAACUGAACAAGGCUCUUUUGACGUUUGGCCUGGGGCUGACGGGGGGUUGUUAAACUGGAGUGAGCUCCAGUUUGACGAUAGCGAUCUGCACAUUGACUGGCAAAGCUUAAGUGUAUUUUGA